Rhopilema esculentum is the source of this 980-nucleotide messenger RNA. Lineage: Eukaryota; Metazoa; Cnidaria; Scyphozoa; Rhizostomeae; Rhizostomatidae. The record is from RefSeq and is a predicted model, not a curated record.
AUUUAAUAAUUAAGUCAUGGAUAAUAAAGAUCCUAUCACACCUGGUAUACUCAAGCAGAUGAUGGAAAUACAAGAUCGGGCCUAUCGCUCUUCGCUCCAGUUAUUUAUGAAUGACGUCAAAUCAGAAAUUAAAGACCCGAGGAAAGAUCUUAAUGAUGUUGUCAAAUCAAUUUCAUUUCUGAGCAAUGAUAACGAUUCAAUAAAAGUUGAGAUGAAAGCAAAUGCGGCUGCAGUAACGAACUUAGCACAAAAGGUAGAUCGAUUUGAGCAUUAUGUGAAUGAAGGUUUUGAGGACAUCACUGACCACACUGAAUAUCUGGAAAAUCAGUCCAGAAGAAAUAACCUGAAAAUCCUUGGCGUCCCCGAGAGUCCUGAUGAAAAAUCCUGGGAUGAAACUGAAAAGAAAGUCAAGGCUUUGGUAAAAUCUAAGCUUGGUGUCUCUGAUGAUUUUGAAAUAGAAAGGGCACACCAUGUCGGUCGUUUUCAAAAGAAUGAGAAAGGUCAUAGAUGGAUUAAUGACACCAACCAGAAGCCUAAACCAAGGCCCAUUGUUGCAAAGCUGCGAUCUUGGAAAACAAAAGAAAUGAUUGUGAAGAAGGAACGUCAAGUGAAACCAAAGGGAAUCGUGUUCUUCAAUGAUUUGUCACAAAGAACAUUGAUGAAAAGUAAAGGCCAAGUCAACGACCUCAUAAAGGCAAGAAAGAGGGGCAAAGAUUCUUUCUUUGUUCUUGACCGUCUAAUUAUCAAAGACAAGCCACCUGAUGUAAAUAUCAGUCAUUCAAGCAAUGAGGGAAAUGCUGCUGAAGCAGUCGUAAGUGACAAUGAAAUUACUUUCAAGGACUAAAAGUAAAACUUCAAGGACUGUCAUUCAAUUAAAGUUGUGUUUCUUUCAGUUUAGUUCAUUUGAAUGUAAUUAUUGGCCCUAAUGGUUAGAACUCCAAAAUAUCCAUGUGGCAUCUGCCACAAAAACGUGAACAAAA